CCUCCUUCCUUUCAGAGAAAGACUCCAUUGCCGUCCACUUCUAUAUCUUCUCUCAUUCAAACAGAUUCUUUCAAUACACAGAGGAAGAGAGAGGGAGGGAGAGAGAAGAGGGGAGGCAUUGGGGUUGUUCCAUUUAGAGUUAUCAGCAUUUCUGAUCAGAGAGACGGAGGGAGUCGUUUAGUUUUAAGGGCUAUUAGCAUUGAUAGAGGUUCUUAGAUCGAGAGACAGUAGCAUUGAUAGAGGUUCUUAGAUCGAGAGACAGCCAGAGAGAGAGGCACUUGAGUUUCUCCCAUUUAGAGCUACCAGGAUUUCUGAUCGGAGGGACAGAGAGAGGUGUUUACUGUUUAGUUUCUCCAUUUAAGGGCUGCCCACAUUUCAGAAUCUUAGAUCGAGAGAGAGAGAGAGGCAUUUGAGUUUGUGCCAUAGUGCUAUCGGCAUUUCUGAUCAGAGAGACAGAGAGGCGCCAUUAGUUUCAUCGUUUAAGGGCCGUUGGCAUUUCUGACUCAGAGAGAGAGAGAGAUGAGGAAUCUUGUAUUCUUACUGCCAUUGAUGCUCUGCUUCUUGUCGGUGAAGUCACAGGAGACGUGCAGCUCCAACCUUGCGCUCUCGGAGUUGGCCUCCUACAACCUCGCAUCCUUCCGCUGUGCCUCCGUCUGGGGCGGCCAGAACUUCAUUCUCAGAUACAAUCAAACCGGACCGAGCCUAUGGACCUUUGUAUUGUCGGCGCCGAACACGAAUGCCUGGGUCGGGAUGGGUUUCUCCAAGACUAGAAGAAUGGGAGGUGCGAGUGCGAUCAUAGGCUGGCCAGCGGCAAGCGGCGGCGGUGUGAUCAAGCAAUACAUGUUGAGUGGGUACAGCACGGACAAGGUCCUGCCGGACCAAGGAAGCCUGAGCCUAGCCAACUCGACCAUCGUUUCCAAGUCAAGUAGGCUCUAUCUGGCGUUCCAGUUGAAGGUGGACACACCCUUAUCAGGGAUUAUCUACGCGGUGGGUCCCGACGGCGCGAUCCCCUCAUCCAAUAGCCUUCUUCAGGAGCACGUCGCUUACACAUCCGCUAGCCUUGACUACACAACAGGGCAAACUUCUGGUGGGGCGACAUCUUCACCACUGAAGACAAGCCAUGGACUGCUCAAUAUGUUCGCGUGGUGCAUAAUUAUACCACUGGGGAUCAUAGCAGCAAGAUACUGCAAGUCCUGCGAUCCAGCAUGGUUCUACACCCACCUUGCUCUCCAGAUAACCGGUUUUGCGCUUGCGAUUGCCGGAAUUGUAACCGGGAUCAGUCUCGAAGAUCAAGUCGGACAAGAUGUCGAUGAUCACAAGGCCCUCGGAUUCGUAGUUCUUGCUAUGGGAUGCUUACAGGUAACUGCACUAUUGGCUCGACCAGACAAAUCUUCAAAGGUAAGGAAGUACUGGAACUGGUACCACCACUGGGUUGGGAGGAUUGCAAUCGCCAUUGGUAUUGGUAACACCUUCUAUGGAAUCUCACUGGGAGGGGAUGGUUCAUGGAACAUAGGCCUGGGCAUUGCUAUUGGCGUCUUGGGCCUGACAGCCAUGAUCAUGGAAGUCAGAAAGCGCAUGAGAAAAUGAUGAUGGAAAGGUUUAUUUCUGUGUUCCUUCCAUCUAUUCCUCACCACCACCAUCUUCCAUCGUCCUCACUUUUUCCAUCAGACUUUGCUUGUCACUUUUUUGUAUUGUUUUUUUCUCUUUUUUCAGACCUUUUUGUACCAUCUUUUUGCCGAUUAACACCAUUAGUUUUGCUGUA
Messenger RNA from Nymphaea colorata (pocket water lily), 1762 nucleotides. Its product is annotated as cytochrome b561 and DOMON domain-containing protein At3g07570-like. The transcript has 4 exons. The coding region runs from base 520 to 1587 and encodes 355 amino acids. The record is from RefSeq and is a predicted model, not a curated record. Lineage: Eukaryota; Viridiplantae; Streptophyta; Magnoliopsida; Nymphaeales; Nymphaeaceae.